CGCAGGACAGGACGCGGGAGCGGCGACGGGACGCGCACAUACGGGGGGCGAGGCCGUAGGGCGUCACGUGAUCGAAAGGCGCGGGAUGGCGGCGCUGGAAGCAACAGCAGCAGCAGCGGCGGGCGGCCUCCCGGGCGGCAGCCGAGACGAGGCGGCGGUGCAGGCGGCGGAGCGUCCCGGCCCCAGCGGCGGGGGCACCGGCGCCGCGGCGGAGAGGGAGCUUGCGAGGAAAGCGGCCGCGGCCGGGCCCGGCGGCUGGCAGAAGCUGACCAGGCAGAGGCAGUCGGGCAGGACGGCCGGGAGGAUCGAUGUGUACUUUGUCAGUCCUGAAGGAAAUAAGCUAAGAUCGAAAAGUGCACUUGUGGAAUAUUUUCGGAAAACUGGGGAGACGACGCUGAAAGCAGAAGAUUUUGAUUUUACAGCUCCUUAUCAGAGGAGAACCCGUGUGAGGGUGAAAAGAUACAGCACAAAAGCUGUGGGAACUGUUUUAGAGAAUGAGGAUUGUCACGGUCAAGUGCAAGGCCUCAGUAUACCAAAUGGUGAAGAGGACAGAAUUCAGAACAUUCAGAUGGGAAAUGGACACCUGGAAGAUGUUACAUCCACUCUGGAAAGUGAAGAUUUGACCAUGAAAGGCAUAAAACCAGAGGACUGUUUGAAAACCAAAAAAAAAGCGGCAGGUGGAAAAAGUAUUCAGAAUAAGAAAACUGGAAAGAGCUCAGAAAAGAGGAAUCGAGAUAAUACCCAACACAAAAGACAGAGAGCAGCAUGUAACAAAGAGGAAACCGAGUGCAUUCAAAUCAAGAAAUUCUGUAGAAAGAGACGCAAGCGUGUCGCUGAUAGUCGGGGCCUGGAUGAUCAGAAUGCAGACCCUAUGGACGCAGGAAAGACUCUGUUAAGAAUUUCCAGGUCACGGUCAGACAUGCAGCUAACCUCCGUGACGACUCACUCGCAAAGGGAAUUGGAGAGUCCAGCAGAGGAGGAAUGUGUGGAGACAGGUUCUGAUGACACGUCUUCUGCAAAAUCUGAGGAGAAAACGGAUGGAUUGAAAAUGGGGAAAGAGACAGAUCGAGGGAAUCCAGAAGAGUCUAUCCCACGAACACAAGUGGAUAGGAGGAAAACAAGUCCGUAUUUUUCAAGUAAAUACAGUAAAGAAGCUCCUAGCCCACCCAGAAGGAAGGCCUUCAGAAAAUGGACUCCUCCGCGUUCUCCUUUUAAUUUGGUCCAAGAAACACUUUUCCACGAUCCAUGGAAACUUCUCAUUGCAACCAUAUUUCUCAAUAAAACAUCAGGUAAAAUGGCAAUUCCUGUGCUCUGGGAGUUCCUUAAGAAGUAUCCUUCUCCUGAAAUAACCAGGACUGCAGACUGGAAAGAAAUGUCAGAGCUGCUCAAACCUCUCGGUCUCUACGAACUCAGAGCGAAAACUAUCAUCAAGUUCUCUGAUGAGUACCUGAGCAAGCAGUGGAAGUACCCCAUCGAGCUGCACGGGAUCGGGAAGUACGGGAACGACUCCUACCGAAUCUUCUGCGUCAACGAAUGGAAGGAGGUACAGCCGCAGGACCACAAGUUAAACGUGUACCACGCGUGGCUGCGGGAGAACCAGGAGAGGCUGAGCAUAGACUGACGGCAGCCGCCUCGUGCCCCGGCGCUGGCCAUGCAGCGGGAGUCCCUGCAGCGCUGCCCUGACGCCACAGCUCUUCAUGUGCGCGUGUGACGUGCCCGGCGCUGGCGGCGGCGUAAUGGGACGGUCACG
Molecule: messenger RNA, 1750 nt
Organism: Grus americana (Whooping crane)
Lineage: Eukaryota; Metazoa; Chordata; Aves; Gruiformes; Gruidae
Gene: MBD4
Product: methyl-CpG binding domain 4, DNA glycosylase
Exons: 8
Coding region: 86-1621 (511 amino acids)
Biological process (GO): DNA repair
Cellular component (GO): nucleus
Molecular function (GO): DNA binding; pyrimidine-specific mismatch base pair DNA N-glycosylase activity
Source: RefSeq, a predicted model, not a curated record